AGCCACCUUAGCUUUAGGUGUAUUUUAAAGUACAACACCUUCACUCUGGGGUCCUAUCAGCAGCGUCCACAGUGGUGUCCGCCUUCAGGUUACGGUGACCUAAAUUUUAUUCGCGACAGUGAUUGGAUGUUUUGUAGCUAGUCGUGCCUAAUUCUACUGAAGCUGUGGAAUCUUUGCAUUGAUAUGUGACAGUCCUGGGCGGUGUAUUGCACUAUCUACGGAGUAAAACACAAGACAGUCCAAAUGGUGGUGAUUCUGGCUUAUUGGGAUAUUCGUGGGCUGGCCCAACCAAUCCGUCUACUUUUGGAAUAUACCGGGACAGCCUAUGAGAAUAAACUUUAUAGUUGUGGAAAAGCCCUGUCUGCUGUCCCAUGGGCCUUUUACGCAGCAGAUACACUGGGAGCUCCAAAUUAUGACAAAAGCUGCUGGCUUGAUGAGAAAGAGAAGCUGGGCUUGGAUUUUCCCAAUCUUCCGUACCUGAUGGAUGGAGAGAACAAACUUACCCAGAGCAAUGCAAUUAUGAGGUACAUCGCUCGGAAGCACAACCUGUGUGGCGACACUGAAAAGGAAAAGAUGCGAGUGGAUAUUCUUGAGAGCCAAGUUGUGGACUUCAGGCAUCGCUUUACAAUGACAUGCUACAAUCCUGAUUUUGAGAAGCUUAAAUCUGGUUACCUAGAGAAUCUUCCUGUUGAACUGGAGAGGUUUUCAAAAUUCCUUGGAGGCAGGAAGUGGUUUGCUGGUGGUAAGAUCACCUUUGUUGAUUUUAUGAUGUACGAAAUUUUGGACCAACAUCGUAUGUUUGAGCCAAAGUGCCUUGAUAACUACAAAAAUCUCAAGGAUUUUUUAGACCACUUUGAGAGUCAAGAAAAGAUUGCAUCAUUCUUGAAGUCUGACCGUUUUAUGAAAACACCAGUGAACAGCAAGAUGGCCAAAUGGGGUAACAAGAAAGAAUAAAGCGUGAAUAGAGAGUCCUGUGAAGCACUGGCAGUACAGUACUGCUCUUUCUUAGAUGUACCACGUGUGGACUGGUGACUUAUUUCACGGACACUGUGAUAUACUAAAACACUGUAUUAAAUAUAAAGCUCGUUAUUGAGAUAAAUGAGCACUUAAUGUACUUGAAGUACAAACCAAAAGCACUAUUUGCUUACAGCUCUUGUCUUUUUUUCAGUAAAUAAAAUUCACUUUGGAUUUUGA
Messenger RNA from Protopterus annectens (West African lungfish), 1194 nucleotides. RefSeq names its product glutathione S-transferase Mu 5-like. Lineage: Eukaryota; Metazoa; Chordata; Ceratodontiformes; Protopteridae. Gene Ontology annotation, biological process: glutathione metabolic process. The record is from RefSeq and is a predicted model, not a curated record. Gene Ontology annotation, molecular function: glutathione transferase activity. The coding region runs from base 244 to 954 and encodes 236 amino acids. The transcript has 9 exons.